AUGUCGGCCGGCGACCUCUCCCUCCAACCCCCCAUCGACGGCAUCUCUUCAGUCAGCUGGUCUCUCGACUCCCAGCGGCUGCUCGUAUCUUCCUGGGACGGCUCAAUACAACUACACGACCUCUCAGGACCUCCCCAACCGCCCAGAAUCUUUUCUGAAAAGUCUGCCGUCCUGACCGCUUGCUUUGGUUCCACCUCGAAUAUCGGAUACUCUGCCGGCCUUGACAGGAGGAUCAGGCGAUGGGAUUUCGAUACUGGCCUCGUCCAGGUCUUGGGAAAGCACGACGAUGCUGUUCAAAGCAUAGUCUGGUGUGCUGAACACCACGUCCUCGUCUCUUCUUCCUGGGACUCUACCAUCAAAGUCUGGGACACCACCCUCCCCAACCCCCUCAAAUCGACUCAAACGCUCCCCGCUCGCGCAUACAACCUCGCCUACGCCCCUCUCUCCAACCGCCUCCUCGUCUCCAUGUCCAAACGUCACGUCUGGGUUUACGAUGCGGCCAAGCUUGCGGCUGCGACAGAGCAGAUUGCGGCGAGCCAGGAGAGGGAGAGUGCGUUGAAGUUUAUGACUAGGAGUGUUGCGACCAUGGCGGAUGGCAAGGGAUGGGCGUCUGGAUCUUUGGAGGGAAGAAUCGCGGUCGAGUACCUCGACCCUGCCGACCAGGGCUCUAAAUACGCUUUCCGAGCGCAUCGUCAAAACAUUGACGGUGUGGACUGCGUCUAUCCCAUCAAUGCUAUUGCUUACCACCCGAUACACAACACCUUUGCAUCCGGCGGUUCCGAUGGCUUCAUUUCCAUCUGGGACCACAAUGCCAAGAAGAGGAUGAAGCUCUUCCCCAAGUACCCUGCGCCGAUUUCUGCUCUCUCAUUCAGCCCCGAUGGCACCAAGCUUGCUAUCGGCGCGAGCUACGAGCACGACAACUCGUUGACCAAGGCAGAUGAGCAAAAUACUAUCAUGUUGCUGGUAAAGAACACGGUCAUGGAAGACUGCAAGCCAAAAGCAAAGGCUUGA
Cryptococcus amylolentus CBS 6039 is the source of this 1011-nucleotide messenger RNA. RefSeq lists its product as hypothetical. The record is from RefSeq and is a predicted model, not a curated record. The transcript is spliced from 7 exons. Gene Ontology annotation, cellular component: mitotic checkpoint complex; kinetochore; bub1-bub3 complex. Bases 1 to 1011 code for a protein of 336 amino acids. Gene Ontology annotation, molecular function: ubiquitin binding. Lineage: Eukaryota; Fungi; Basidiomycota; Tremellomycetes; Tremellales; Cryptococcaceae. Gene Ontology annotation, biological process: mitotic spindle assembly checkpoint signaling.